AUGGCAGGACAGCCAGCGCGUGGUCUGGUGGACACGGUCUCCGAUGCCGAGUACACUAGUCUACUCGUUCCUAAUUUGGAGACGCGUGGAAAGAAAGAUGCUGGUGCUCUCGACUUGAUCGCCCUUGCCGGCCUCGUCUCCAAGCGUUUCGAUCUGAACGUGCCGACGUCUCGAAAUGAAACCGUGCUCUUGGCACUGUUUCAUUGGGCCCUCGAACACGACACGGCGUUCCGAGGCCGCAUCGGCCAUGCCGAGCUCGGGCUCUACAAACACACGUCGGUCGCCGAAGCGUCGUUUCCGCUCCUUGAUGGCUACCUCACGGCCGACGAAGCAAGCGCAAACGUUCUGUGCAAGCAGUACAAGGACUACAAGUCGAACAACGAGCUCCGAGAGUUCAUCAACCACAUCGGAGUACAAGCUAAGGCGACUUCCAACGCUACCCUGCCCAUUAGCUCGUUCAAGUCCAAACGCUUUGUGCACUCCAAAACGUCGCAGAAGUUGACGCUCCAAGAAAUCUUGAUGACACAUCUCGGCAUCGUCAAGAUCAUCCUGGUUUCCAACUCGACGAUCUCGGACCCAGGCGACCACAGUCGAGUCGUUCUGCUCGACUACCAGCGCGCAUGGACGUCCAGUUUCAAGGACAUCAAGACUGCCAAGGCGAUAGUCGAGUUCAUCGGUCCCUGGAUCAAGUCUCGUCUUGGGAUGGGGCCUGCCUUGGACACUGAGUGCGACGACAAUGACCGCGACUUUGACCCCGGGACACUGGCGCCGGAAACCUUGAGUAUCGCGCUUGACGUUUCAAGUUCCUCGACUCCAUCAUUCGGCGCGACAAUGACGAAGCGAGCACUAAGUCCGACUUCGCAUGAUCUCACGACGCAAGAUGUGUCGUACCACAGCAGGCGGGUCAGGGCGAUGGCAGAGCAAGAAGAAGAGAAGGCGCAGCAAGAGCGCGAAAAAACCAAGCAAGAGCGCGAAAAAACCAAGCAAGAGCGCGAAAAAACCAAGCAGGAGGAGGAAAGAACCAAGCAAGAGCGACUUAAAACCAUCUUGCUAGAAAAACAAUUAACGUAAAAUGCCAAUUAGUGUCCCGAA
Molecule: messenger RNA, 1092 nt
Organism: Saprolegnia diclina VS20
Lineage: Eukaryota; Oomycota; Saprolegniomycetes; Saprolegniales; Saprolegniaceae
Exons: 1
Coding region: 1-1071 (356 amino acids)
Source: RefSeq, a predicted model, not a curated record